AAAGGAUGGACUGUCCUCUCACUGUCUGUCACACUGAAGGAGACGCACAGAGGAGAGAGAUCACCAGAGGAGGAAGAUAACUAAACCGUGACAUCAUAUUUAUCGGUGGACAAACUGUACUUCUGGGAAUUGAGCCACUCAGGAGAAACACAGAUGUGAGCGACGCGCACAGGACAGACUCAGGUGCAGAGAAACCAAAACUGGCGGCGCACUUAGGAUGCAGAAGUCACCAGUGGAAGAUGCAAACUUCCUCUCCAAAUACUUCUUCUGGUGGACGACACCGCUGCUGAGGAAGGGCUUCAGGAAGAAGUUGGAGCUGACCGACGUUUAUAAGGCUCCGUCUUUUGAUCUGGCAGACAACCUCUCUGAGAGACUCGAAAGAGAAUGGGACAGAGAGGUGGUGUCAGCCAAGAACAACAAGCCCAAGCUGAUGAGAGCGCUGGCCCGAUGCUUCAUCGGCCCUUUCGCCUUCUUUGGUGUCCUCCUCUACCUCGGGGAGGCUUCCAAGACUGUGCAGCCUCAGCUUCUGGGUCGGAUCAUCGCCUCCUUCGACCCGUUCCACGCUCCGGAGCGGAACCAGGGAUAUUUCCUGGCCCUGGGCCUCUGCCUCCUCUUCACCGCCCGCUUCCUCCUGCUGCAACCUGCCAUCUUUGGCCUGCAUCACCUGGGCAUGCAGAUCCGCAUCGCCCUUUUCAGUCUUAUAUACAAGAAGACACUGAAGCUGUCCAGCCGAGUCUUGGAUAAGAUCAGCACUGGUCAGCUGGUCAGUCUGAUGUCCGCCCACCUCAACAAGCUGGAUGAGAGCUUGGGUCUGGCCCACUUUGUAUGGAUCACCCCCCUGCAGUGUAUUCUGUGUGUGGGUCUGAUCUGGGAGCUGAUCGAGGUGAACGGCUUUUGUGCGCUGGCAGCUCUGACUCUGCUGGGCAUCAUCCAGGCCUGGCUCUCCCAGAAGAUGGGACCGCACCGGGCUGAGCGAGCAGGGAUGAUCAGCCGCCGCCUGGCUCUCACCUCGGAGAUCGUGGAGAACAUCCACUCUGUGAAGGCGUACGGUUGGGAGGAUGUGAUGGAGACCAUCAUCAAGAACAUCAGGCAGGACGAGAUGACGCUUACGAGGAAGAUUGGCUCUCUGCGUUACUUCUACAGCGCCUCGUACUUCUUCUCCGCCAUCUUGGUCAUCGUGUCUGCCAUCGUUCCGCACGCGCUCAGUAAAGGCAUCAUCCUGCGCCGUAUCUUCACCACGGCCUCCUACUGCAUGGUGCUGAGGAUGACGCUGACCCGCCAGCUGCCGGGAUCCAUCCAGAUGUGGUACGACACACUGGCUCUGGUCAAGAAGAUCGAGGAUUUUUUGACGAAGGAAGAAUACAGAGUGCUGGAAUACAACCUGACCACCACUGAGCUGGAGAUGGUCAACGUUUCUGCAUCCUGGGACGAGGGCAUUGGUGAGCUGUUUGAGAAGAUCAAGCAGGAGAACAAAGCAAACGGACACCUGAACGGUGACGCCGGCCUCUUCUUCACCAACCUCUACGUCACGCCUGUCCUGAAAAACAUCAGCCUGUACCUGGAGAAGGGCCAGAUGCUGGCGGUGGCUGGAUCCACAGGCUCCGGGAAGAGUUCCCUGCUCAUGAUGAUCCUGGGAGAGUUGGUGCCAUCGGAGGGUAAAGUCAGACACAGCGGUCGCAUCUCCUUCUCACCACAGACUUCCUGGAUCAUGCCGGGGACGAUUCGAGACAACAUCCUGUUUGGCUUGACCUACGACGAGUACCGCUACAACUCUGUCAUCAAGGCCUGCCAGCUGGAGGAGGACUUUGCUUUGCUGCCUGAGAAAGACAAGACGCUCCUCAUCGAAGGAGGAGUGACCCUCAGCGGCGGUCAAAGGGCUCGACUCGGCCUGGCCAGGGCUGUGUAUAAAGAUGCCGACCUCUACCUGCUGGAUGCACCUUUCACCCACCUGGACAUCGUAACAGAGAAAGAGAUCUUUGAGAAAUGCGUCUGUAAACUUAUGGCUUCCAAGACGCGCAUUGUGGUCACCAGCAAGUUGGAGCAUCUCAAACGAGCCGACAAAAUCCUUCUGCUGCACAACGGAGACUGCUACUUCUACGGCACCUUCUCAGAGCUGCAGGCCAAGCGCCCUGACUUCAGCUCCCUCCUCCUCGGCAUGGAAGCUUAUGACAACAUCAACGCAGAGCGACGCAGCUCCAUCCUCACAGAAACGUUCCGCAGGGUCUCCAUCGAUGAAACCGCUGGCUUCCGAGGCCCAGAGACAAUUCGCCAGUCAUUCCGCCAGCAACCGCCUCCGAUAAUCGUCUCUGGACCCCAAGGCCAUCCUGGAGGUGAUGGCUACCCAGAAAAACGCAAACAGUCCCUCAUCCUCAGCCCCCUGGCAGCUGCUCGCAAGUUCUCCUUCAUCGCAAACUCCCAACAGACUGCGAAUACUCCCCAGUCCACGACGAUAGAGGACGGGGUUCGUGAACUUUCUGAGAGGAAAUUCUCCGUAGUGCCCGAGGAUGAUCAGGUAGAGGAGGUGCUCCCCAGGGGGAACUUGUACCAUCAUGGGUUGCAGCACCUCAACGGGCAGCGCCGCCAGUCUGUCCUGGCGUUCAUCACCAACUCUCAGGGCCAGGAGCGGCGAGAGCAGAUGCAGUCGUCCUUCAGAAAAAAGCUGUCCAUCACUCCACACUGCGACCUGGCGUCUGAGAUGGACAUUUACGCCCGCCGCCUGUCCAAGGACAGCGUUUAUGACAUAAGUGAAGAUGUGGAUGAAGAAGACAUGGAGCAAUGCUUCGCAGAUGAACGUGAGAACAUCUUUGAAACUACCUCAUGGAGCUCAUACCUACGCUACAUCACCUCCAACAGGAGCUUAGUAUAUGUCCUCAUUUUCAUCCUCUUAGUCUUCUUCAUUGAGGUUGGUGGUUCAGUCAUUGGCAUUUUCCUCAUUACUGAUGAGAUCUGGAGGGACGGCGCCAACCCUGCAUCACCAAACUUCAUCGACGAGCAGCACCAGAACGCCUCGUCGCCCCCCACCCACCUGGCGGUCAUCGUCACACCGACCAGCGCUUACUACAUCAUCUACAUCUACGUGGCCACGUCGGAGAGCGUGCUGGCCUUGGGGUUCUUCAGGGGUCUCCCGUUAGUGCACACGUUACUCACUGUGUCCAAAAGACUGCACGAACAGAUGCUCAGCGCCGUGCUACGAGCCCCCAUGGCGGUGCUCAACACUAUGAAGACAGGCCGCAUCAUGAACAGAUUCACCAAGGACAUGGCCACCAUAGAUGACAUGCUGCCUCUGGUGCUGUUUGACCUCAUUCAGCUCACAUUGAUUGUUACGGGUGCCAUCUUCACCGUGUCCAUCAUGCGGCCUUACAUCUUCAUCGCUGCCAUCCCGUUGGCCGUCGUCUUUGUUAUCCUCAGAAAGUACUUCUUACGAACUGGACAGCAACUCAAGCUACUGGAGGCUGAAGCUCGUAGCCCCAUCUUCUCCCACCUCAUCAUCUCGCUGAAGGGUUUAUGGACAAUUCGGGCGUUUGGGCGUCAGACCUACUUCGAGACGCUCUUCCACAAGGCGCUGAACACUCACACAGCCACCUGGUUCCACUACUUGUGCACGCUGCGCUGGUUCCUCUUCCGCUGCGACAUGAUCUUCGUCCUGUUCUUCACCGCCGCUGCCUUCAUCGCCGUGGGAACCAACCAGGACAAACCCGGGGAGAUUGGCAUCAUCGUGGCCCUGGCUAUGCUCAUCCUGGGGACUUUCCAGUGGGCUGUCAUCACCAGCAUCACUGUAGACGGACUGAUGCGUUCAGUGGAUCGUGUGUUCAAGUUCAUCGACCUGCCAUCAGAGGAGCCGCUGCCGGGCAAAUCCGGCGGCAAAGGAAGCCCCGACCUCGUCAUCGACAACCCGCACGCCCGGGACUGCUGGCCCAACCGCGGCCAGAUGGACGUCAAGGGCCUCACUGUCAAAUACACAGAGGCUGGACGCGCCGUCCUCAGCGACAUCUCCUUCUCCGUGGAUGGAGGGCAGAGCAUGGGUCUGCUGGGUCGAACCGGUUCAGGGAAGAGCACCCUGCUCUCCGCUCUGCUGCGUCUGGCCUCCACUGACGGAGAAAUCUCCAUCGACGGCGUCUCCUGGAGCUCCGUCUCGCUGCAAACGUGGAGGAAGGCCUUUGGGGUGUUGCCGCAGAGAGUUUUUAUUCUGACCGGCUCUUUCCGGAUGAACCUGGACCCACACGGACGUUACAGCGAUGAGGAGCUGUGGAGGGUCGCCGAGGAGGUGGGUUUGAAGUCGGUGAUCGAGCAGUUUCCAGACAAGCUGGACUUCCGGCUGGAGGACGGAGGCAACGUGUUGAGCAACGGACACAAACAGCUGAUGUGUCUCGCCCGCUCCAUCCUCAGCAAGGCCCGCAUCCUGCUGCUGGACGAACCCUCUUCCUACCUCGACCCCAUAACGUUACAGGUCCUGAGGAAGACGCUGAAGCACGUGUUCUCCGGCUGUACCGUCAUCCUAUCAGAACACAGAGUGGAGCCGCUGCUGGAGUGUCAAUCAUUCCUGAUGAUCGAGGGCAGCUCCAUUAAAAGCUACGACUCCAUCCAGAAGCUGCUGAACGAGACGAGUCACCUGAAACAGGCCAUGAGCCAGGCCGACCGGCUCCGCCUCUUCCCGACGCUCCACCGCCUCAACUCCAGCAAGAGGGCGCCGCCGCAGGCCGCCAAGAUCUCGUCCCUGCCGGAGGAAGCUGAGGACGAAGUCCAUGACACUCGCCUCUAACCAACAAGGCAACAAACACACACACACACGCCUAACUGUAACAGACAAAAACAAGGGGUUUGAUCCAGUGUUUUGAUACUGAUCAUUUUGAGGAUAAGUGGCCAAUAAUUAGCAGUGAAACAGCAUCUCACUCACUAUGGGACACUAAAAAUUAAAUAUAAAAAAUACUUUUCAAUUACUAUUCAAUAGUAGAAGACCUCAAUUUACACUGAAUCAUAAUUGGCUAAAAUCAAAAAUGAAAUGCUUGAAGAAAAUAAAAAUUCCAAGUUUUCCAUCAUAUCAUUUUCCAGCACAAUGUGGAGGCGGAGAUUACAGAAACAGAAACUUCAUAUUAGAAGUGUGCAAAACUUAAGAGCAACACCACAUAUUGACCAACACAGUACAACAUGUCUGCAAGUUUAGAAAAGAUAUUAUGUAGGUGGAUUGGAAUUAAAAGAUGCAAGAUGCUGUUAAUCUGUUACUAAAUUAGAAAAAGAAUAAUAAUCCAGAGUGUGUAUGUGCUGCAGGGAGAGAUCUGAUUAGGAGGAUCUGACUUCCAGGAGCAGAGCUAGAAGUAAUAUGCACAUAAUAACAUGUCCCAAAUGCUAUGGGUGAGUCUGAGUAACUGGACACUUAUUUGUUGGACCAUCUCAAGUGCCUUUGCAGAUUUCAGUCAGUCAGGGUUUUUUUGGGGGGGUCUGAUCAAGCUGUGUGAGGGUUCCUUCGGUUCAGAUAAUCCUCAGUUUUUUUCUCUGACACCAACAUAUUUUUUGCUUUGAAAAAGCAUAAAUUGCAUUAUAGUUUUUUCGAUAAUUGUUUUAAAAAAAAAAACUUUCAUUGGUUUGAAUUAAGGGACUUUUACUUGCUAAGAAAAAAAGUUUUGUUCUGAACAGCCAGCUGCUUUUCACUGGAGCCUUCAAUCUCUUUAUUUUGUUUUAACUCGGACUGAACACUAAAAUAGCAGCCACUGUAGAAGUCUGACUUAUUCUACGGUAUCCUGCACGAUCGGAUUUAUCUCCUGUCCAAUUAUGAAGUUUGACUUCUUAUUUGCAUUUUGAUGUAUUGCAUUAGAAAAGCCGUAUAAGAAACGGCGAUAUAAAACUUUCUCAUUUGCGGAAAAAGUUUUUACGCCUUUGUCGAAAAGGAGUUGAUGCGCUAAACGGAUUAUGGAAAUGACUUUGUUGAAUAAAUUCUGACGUAGCGAACAUUUAACUCACAUGACUUUCCAGCUGUUUCCACUGUUGCCAUCUUCCAGGUUAUAUAUUUAUAUCGUCUUCAUCUCCAGACGGCAUGAAACAUGGUUUUCAGAAAGGCUGCCCAGUUGGAAUAAAUCUGAAAACGCUUUUCUCACAUUUGUGUCUGUGGACGAGGAAAACAAAGCUUCUCCAAAACGUUAAGGUUAACAAAAGAACUUUUUCGAUUUUAAAAUCUGUAAAUCCGACAGGAAGAAAAGAGAUCAGAGCCUUGUGAAACAGUGAAUUAAGGCAAACUAGAGAAAGAGUAAGACUUCUACAGUGGCUUCAUGUGUGUUGCGUUGAAGUAUCUUCUGAAUAUUUGCUUUUGUAUCUUCGGUUAGUCGGUCAAACCCUGCACAGUAACAUCACUGCCGUCAACACACGCAUCAACAGGAACAGUGAAACAGUGACGCUAUCGGCUGACGCUAACGAGUGAUUACUCAGAAACUCUUAUUUUUCUAUCUGUAUGCACUUUAGAGACACCCUGAGGUACUCAUCAGCUUUCACAGCAAGGAAACAGUCAAAUGAUUAAAUGCUGUGCAACAGUGUUUUUUUUUCAAAGUCUUUGUCAACAAAUUACGCUUUUUACUUUCAUUUUUCAGCCUCUGUUAUUAUUAUAGAGAGAUGGUUUUAAUUCAUCAAAAAACUAAAUUUUCUAUUUGAAAUAAAGUAUAUUUUUUCAGAGCUGUUGCUGUACAAACGCAAAACAAACUUUAAGCAUUUCUUUAUCAUUUUCCAAGUUAUAUCUGUACUUCCCUUGGAAACUGGAAACCAUUUUGACUCUUCUAACAUCACUUUAUUUUCUUUGGUUGAGGGAAGAGUGUGUUGCUCCUUUCAUACUGUAUAAUAGUUUUGUAAAGCAGCGAUGAUGAAAAUUAAGGUACCAUGGAGAAAUGCCUUGAUAUGUAAACUGUGACGACAGAUUUUUUUUACAGAGUAAAUUAAGAACAAAGCUGUUUCUUACUCAUAGGAAAGGGACACAGAUGUCCAAAAAAUGUAUAAAUGUAUUUGUUCAAUCAACUAUAUUUCCAGUAAAACUAAAGAUUUGAGAAUGUCA
Messenger RNA from Sebastes umbrosus (honeycomb rockfish), 7030 nucleotides. It is a transcript of the gene cftr, whose product is annotated as CF transmembrane conductance regulator. Gene Ontology annotation, cellular component: apical plasma membrane; cytosol; plasma membrane. The transcript has 27 exons. Bases 218 to 4759 code for a protein of 1513 amino acids. The record is from RefSeq and is a predicted model, not a curated record. Gene Ontology annotation, biological process: chloride transmembrane transport; bicarbonate transport. Lineage: Eukaryota; Metazoa; Chordata; Actinopteri; Perciformes; Sebastidae. Gene Ontology annotation, molecular function: ATP binding; chloride channel activity; ATP hydrolysis activity.